This is a messenger RNA of Telopea speciosissima, 3628 nucleotides long. RefSeq names its product importin beta-like SAD2. Lineage: Eukaryota; Viridiplantae; Streptophyta; Magnoliopsida; Proteales; Proteaceae. The transcript is spliced from 22 exons. Gene Ontology annotation, molecular function: small GTPase binding. The record is from RefSeq and is a predicted model, not a curated record. Gene Ontology annotation, cellular component: cytosol; nuclear envelope. Gene Ontology annotation, biological process: protein import into nucleus. Bases 310 to 3402 code for a protein of 1030 amino acids.
CGUGCAGACGCGAUACACCAAUCCCGGCAUGUUGCCCGUCACCCACACUUUGUCGAUUUUGUUAAUUGGAGUGUUACAACCCUAGCGGUUUAAAUACCUCACUCUCUAAAGCCCUCCUCCACUCUCUUCUACUUCGUGGAGACAGGAAGAGACAGCACAGAUCACUUCAUGAUAUCCUCCUUCAAUUCUGCUACUCCCGAAACCUCUUGUUUUAGUCGAAUUUGAAAAAAAUAUAUAUCCGCAAUCCAGUCGUUCUUAGAUAGUUCUGUUUUCAUAUUGGGAUUGCUUUGAUUUUGAUUCUUGCCGGUCAUGGAUCUUCCUAGCCUUGCCAUUAUUCUUCAGGCGGCACUUAGCCCUAAUCCAGAUGAGCGUAAAGCUGCUGAACAAAGUCUCGAUCAGUUUCAGUACACGCCACAGCAUAUGGUAAGGUUGUUGCAGAUUAUUGUGGAUGCUAACUGUGACCUGGCUGUGAGGCAAUUCGCCAGUAUUCAUUUCAAGAACUUUGUGGCUAAAAACUGGUCUCCUCGUGAGCCUGAUGAGCAACAGAAGAUCUUGCCAAGUGAUAAGGACAUGGUGAGGCAGAAUAUCCUUGUAUUUGUCACACAAGUUCCCCCAUUGUUGAGGGCGCAGCUUGGUGAGUGCCUCAAAACAAUUAUUCAUGCCGACUACCCCGAGCAAUGGCCAAGCCUUCUGCAAUGGGUGAAGCAUAACUUACAACAAGAUCAACAGAUCUAUGGGGCAUUGUUUGUCUUGAGGAUUCUUGCCAGGAAAUAUGAAUUCAAGUCAGAUGAAGAGAGGACACCAGUUCACCUCAUUGCUGAGGAGACAUUUCCUCAUCUACUCAACAUCUUUAACAGACUUGUUCAGAUCCCCAACCCAUCACUGGAAGUCGCAGAUUUGAUCAAAUUUAUCUGCAAAAUUUUUUGGUCAUCCAUAUAUUUAGAGAUUCCUAAGCAGCUGCUUGAUUCCAAUGUGUUCAAUGCAUGGAUGAUGUUAUUCUUGAAUGUAUUGGAAAGACCUGUGCCUUUAGAAGGCCAGCCUACAGAUCCAGAUCUCAGAAAAUCAUGGGGAUGGUGGAAAUUGAAGAAAUGGACAGUGCACAUUUUAAACCGGCUCUACACUCGGUUUGGAGAUCUGAAACUUCAUAGACAAGAAAACAAAGCUUUUGCUCAAACAUUCCAGAAGAAUUAUGCUGGGAAGAUUUUAGAAUGCCACUUGAACUUAUUGAAUAUGGUUCGUGUAGGUGGAUAUUUACCCGACAGAGUUACCAAUCUUAUUCUGCAAUAUCUGAGUAACAGUGUAUCCAAGAAUAGUAUGUACCAGUUGCUGCAACCACGACUUGAUGUUCUUUUGUUUGAGAUAAUUUUUCCUCUUAUGUGUUUUAACGAUAAUGAUCAAAAGCUUUGGAGUGAAGAUCCACAUGAGUAUGUGAGGAAGGGUUAUGAUAUAAUUGAAGAUUUGUAUAGCCCUAGGACUGCUGCAAUGGAUUUUGUAAGUGAGUUGGUCAGGAAACGUGGUAAAGAAAACCUACAGAAGUUCAUUCAAUUCAUUGUGGAGAUUUUUAGGAGAUAUGAUGAGGCACCAGCGGAGUAUAAACCAUAUCGACAAAAAGAUGGUGCUCUUCUUGCUAUUGGAGCAUUAUGUGAUAAAUUGAAACAAACUGAACCUUACAAGUCUGAGCUUGAGCGCAUGUUAGUGCAACAUAUUUUUCCUGAAUUUAGCAGUCCUGCAGGCCAUCUUAGAGCGAAGGCAGCAUGGGUUGCGGGCCAGUAUGCACACAUCAACUUUGCAGACCAGAACAAUUUCCGCAAAGCUUUACACAGUGUUGUUUCUGGCUUGCAUGAUCCUGAGCUUCCAGUUCGUGUUGAUUCAGUCUUUGCAUUACGCUCUUUUGUUGAAUCCUGUAAAGAUUUGAGUGAGAUCCGCCCAAUUCUUCCUCAAUUACUUGAUGAGUUCUUUAAACUUAUGAAUGAGGUUGAGAAUGAGGACCUUGUUUUCACUCUUGAAACCAUUGUGGACAAAUUUGGGGAAGAGAUGGCACCUUAUGCUCUUGGAUUAUGCCAGAACCUGGCUGCUGCAUUCUGGAAAUGUAUAAACACUGCUGAAGCCGAUGAUGAGGCUGAUGAUCCAGGUGCUCUGGCUGCAGUAGGUUGUUUGCGUGCUAUCAGCACUAUCCUUGAGUCUGUAAGCAGGCUUCCCCAUCUCUUUGUUCAGAUUGAGCCUACUCUAUUGCCUAUAAUGCGUAGGAUGUUGACUAGUGAUGGGCAAGAGAUUUUUGAGGAAGUUCUGGAAAUUGUGUCAUAUAUGACAUUUUUCUCUCCAACAAUUUCUAUGGAGAUGUGGAGUCUUUGGCCUGUAAUGACGGAAGCAUUGACAGACUGGGCUAUAGAUUUCUUUCCAAAUAUUUUGGUUCCAUUGGACAAUUAUAUAUCCAGGAGUACUGAGCAUUUUCUAAUUUGCAAAGAUCCUGACUACCAGCAAAGCCUUUGGAAUGUACUUUCGUCUAUCAUGACAGAUAAGAAUAUAGAAGACAAUGAUAUUGAGCCUGCGCCUAAGCUUAUUGAAGUUGUUUUCCAGAACUGCAAAGGUCAAGUGGAUCAGUGGGUUGAACCAUAUCUUAGAAUCACUAUUGAACGGUUACAUCGGACUGAGAAGUCUUACCUGAAAUGUCUUCUGAUGCAAGUGAUAGCUGAUGCUCUUUAUUACAAUGCAACUUUGACUUUGGGUAUUCUCCAAAAGCUUGGUGUUGCAACAGAUGUCUUUAAUUUGUGGUUUCAGAUGUUGCCACAGGUCAAAAAAAGUGGUAUACGUGUAAAUUUCAAAAGGGAACAUGAUAAGAAGGUUUGCUGCUUGGGAUUAACAUCUCUUCUUGCACUUCCUGCGGACCAGUUGCCAGGCGAAGCUUUAGAACGUGUUUUUAAGGCAACACUAGAUCUGCUUGUUGCCUACAAGGAUCAAGUGGCAGCUGCAAAGGAGGAAGAAGGUGAUAAUGAUGAUAUGGAUGGCUUCCAAACUGAUGAUGAAGAAGAUGAUGAUGAUGGGUCUGACAAGGAAAUGGGAGUAGAUGCUGAGGAUGGCGAUGAAGACGACACUGCGAGGCUACAAAAAUUAGCAGCCCAGGCAAAAUCUUUCCGCCCGAAUGACUCGGAUGAUGAUGACUCAGAUGAUGACUACAGUGAUGAUGAAGAAUUGCAAUCACCAAUUGAUGACGUGGACCCCUUUGUUUUCUUUGUGGAUACUGUUAAAGGUAUGCAAGCAUUAGAUCCAGGGCGGUUGCAGAAUCUUAUGCAAAGGCUUGAUUUCCACCACCAGGCCCUGGCAAGUGGCAUUGCGCAACAUGCUGAUCUGAGGAGAGCAGAGAUUGAAAAAGAAAAACUGGAGAAGGCAGCAGCCACCUCAUGAGUUUAGUAUGGUGGUCGCUUUUUUAUGGCUCGAAAUUUUGUUUGCUCUUCUGUAGUUGCUUCCGUAGUGCAGUUGAGAAACCAAAAGUGGUUACAAGUUCAAAUGGAGUUUGGUUGGUUCACUGUUCAAGGUGGUCAGUGAUUGAAAAGGUCUUUCAGGUUUGAAGUGUUUGGACCUGAAUGUGUCUUGGGUCACUAAAGGGAAUGACAAUUAGCUUAAAAGAAUG